Messenger RNA from Strongylus vulgaris, 257 nucleotides. Lineage: Eukaryota; Metazoa; Nematoda; Chromadorea; Rhabditida; Strongylidae. The record is from the annotation of a GenBank genome assembly.
UUGGAAGUGGGUGUUCUCUAUAUAUUACCAGGUGAAGGCAGUGGUCAUACAAGAGUUAAAUUUCGUCUAGUUGUAUUCCGGCCUCAUGUUGAUGAAGUAAUCCAAGCACGAGUGGUUUCCUCAAACAGUCAUGGACUAACCUUGUCAGUGUGGUACUGGGAGUACCCGUCAGAAGACGGUCAGCCGCCUGCUAAACUUUAUAUGGACCCCGGGAAAACAGUGCGUUUUCGAGUUGUCGAGAACAUAUUCAGGUGAUA